Exophiala oligosperma is the source of this 2110-nucleotide messenger RNA. RefSeq lists its product as uncharacterized. The record is from RefSeq and is a predicted model, not a curated record. The transcript has 2 exons. Gene Ontology annotation, cellular component: cytoplasm. Lineage: Eukaryota; Fungi; Ascomycota; Eurotiomycetes; Chaetothyriales; Herpotrichiellaceae. Gene Ontology annotation, molecular function: phosphatase activity. The coding region runs from base 51 to 1475 and encodes 474 amino acids.
CCUCUCUCAAGAUCAUGUUGUUCCUAAACACCAUGGUAUAGCAUUUCGUGAUGUUGCUCGACUCAAGUCAUCGCAAAGCACAUCGCCGGUGGAGAGUACCGACGAGAAUCUGUCGAACAACAAUUGCCAUACAACUCCUUCUCCUUCUCACUGUGUCGCUGGUCGUUUGCGGUCUGCUAGAAGCGAGCGACGCAGGCGCUUCGUUUCUCAGCAUGAGCGGCCAGAAAGUGCUUGACGUCCACACGGACCCUGAUCCUGGGGCGCAAGACUCGCCGGGACAUGUACAAAGCAAGCCCAAUCUACACAAGUACACAUAUACCACGUUACCGGGCUACUUUCUGCAGGAUGACCCAGCGACGAAGCCAGGGAGUUUUGAGUUCAUGAAGACGAACUUCGGGCUUGUACAGCGUUCGUACGACUCGGACGAGAACUUGCCAAACAAAGGUCGAGAUAUGACCGCCUGGCAGCGGUUCGAAAACCACAUCACGACACUCAAUCGAGCAGAGGAGCGCAAGAGGCAUGGAUCCGAAGAAGGUAGCCACACACGAUACAAGUUGCUUUUCCUAGGUCGACACGGAAACGGGUAUCACAAUAUCGCAGAACGAUAUUACGGGAGUGAAGCGUGGGACUGUCACUAUUCGGCGCUGGAUGGAGAUCCCGAGCAUGUGAUGGUCUGGUCCGAUGCGCACUUGAGCAAGGAAGGACGCCGACAAGCUGCAGAGGUCAACGACUUUUGGAAGGCGCAGAUCAAGGGCCAGAAGAUGAGUCUGCCACAGACGUAUUUCGUGAGCCCACUGGACAGGGCCAUGGAGACUGCACAGAUCACGUUCAAGGGUCUCUUGGACAAGUUCGACCCGACUGUGAUGGAGCGGCUACGUGAAGGAACAGGCAUACAUACGUGCGACAGGCGCAGUGAUGUGUCGUAUAUUCGCGACCAUUAUCCCGACUUCAUCACGACGCAAGACCCCUUGCUCACGGAGUCGGAUGAGUUCUGGGACCCAGAUCUGAGAGAGCCCGACGAUGCGGUGACGACGAGGCUCGGCAAGUUGUUUGACCAAUUAAUGCAAAGCGAGAAAUUCAAAAAUUCAGAAAGAAUCAGUUUCACGAGUCAUUCGGGCGCCAUUGGCGCGACUUUGAGAGUUCUCGGGCACAGAUCCUUUUCGCUGGGUACAGGUGCGGUCAUCCCCGUCUUCGUCAAGGUUGAGACGAGUAAGGAAUUGGACAAGAGACACGGUGUUGGAGGUCAAGGGGAAGGGGGAAACCAUGCAAAGGUCGUCGAUGGGCAGGACGCCAGUCUCGCUGACACAAUGGCCGUGGAUAAAUCCAAAUGGGGCAAGAUACCGUCCUGUCCGGCCGACAUGGAUCUCAAGACUGUCGGACAGAAACGCUGGAAGAUGGACUUGAAAGAUUUUGUGACGGGCGUGGAGAACGGGACUGUGCAGCUUGAGGAGGUUGCGUUCCGAGGGGUACACUGAUCAACUUUGUUGAUAUAGCAUGACACGGAUGAGGUGAUCUUCAUGCCGGUGCUGCCGCAUCGACCAUUUCCGAAGACUCUACUUGUUACUGCCUCCUUUUCCUUUUUGUUGUUGUCGACGCCACUCUCGAGAGUCUGCAGGGAGAAUGGUUUGAAGAGAUGGGGAAAACUGACGGCAAUGCAUGUGGAGGAUUCGAGUCGAGAGCCAACGACCCCUUGCAGCCAGAAGCGUUCGAUUGACCGGGCGUAGUCCGUCACUAGUGCCCAUCCCCCAAGAGUGUAUGAGUACCUGGGUCCCCUUCUCCCCGGAUAAGGGCAACUUCUCGUAUGACCACCUGCGGAUCAUCAAAAUGGUGCGUGUUGCGUUACGUUCACCAACUUGAGCGAGAAACGACUCGGGACCUACACCUCUCGGAUCUAGGCAUUGUACUAGGUGUGGCCACAAAAAGUUUACAGACAUGGUUUCUCAAGGAUACUGAAGACUCCGAUGGCUCAGGCUGUUUCAGAUACAUAGACAAGGGGCCAAGUUCCGACUUGUUGCCCAAAACGGAAGAGUUACCAAGGUACUUAGUCUGUAAAGUAAAGCGAUACCUCGUAUCUUCAUUUGAACACAGAGAUCACAAUGAUAGAAUUUUG